UUUUUUAUAAACAUGUCGGACUCAGAAAGUGGUUGUACAGCGUGAAUUUGUUUUAUCCAUUAUUUCCAUUCAUCUUAUUUGCCAUAAAACUAUACUUAUUUUGUUUUAUAUUUAACUUGGCUGUUGUGUUCGUGAGGUGUUCAAAAGGAUGAAAUUUGGUAGGAGUGGACUGAGACUUAAAUAAAAUUGUAAAAUUCCGCAAAAGAAAAGUUAAGAUUCUUUUAGGUCCCCGGUGAGGCAAAUAGUAAAUUAUCGGAUAACGCCAGCCCACAAGAUGGCCGACUGUUAUUCGUAAGAUAAUGUCUGGUGCGUCUGGUUCAUCAGGAAGCGGGACAGGACGAGGACGAGGCGGUGCAAACUCUGGAGUAUCUGAAAACAAACCUGAGUCUAAAGAGAACCGACCAAAUCCCAAGAUGUCAAAAGCUCUAGGCACAUCAGCUAAGAGGAUUCAGAAGGAAUUGGCAGAGAUCACACUUGAUCCCCCACCAAACUGCAGUGCGGGGCCAAAAGGAGACAAUCUAUAUGAGUGGGUGUCCACCAUCCUGGGACCACCAGGUUCAGUCUAUGAGGGUGGUGUCUUCUUCCUUGAUAUACAUUUUUCUCCAGAAUACCCAUUUAAGCCACCUAAGGUGACAUUCCGCACCAGGAUAUACCACUGUAACAUCAACAGCCAGGGUGUCAUAUGCUUGGACAUCCUCAAGGACAACUGGUCACCAGCUCUAACCAUAUCUAAAGUCUUGCUAUCAAUAUGCUCACUCCUGACUGACUGCAAUCCAGCGGAUCCCCUGGUAGGCAGCAUCGCUACACAAUAUCUGCAGAACAGAGAUGAACAUGAUCGCAUCGCUCGGCUCUGGACCAAGCGUUACGCCACAUGAUUGCUCUGCCUUCAUUGUACCGUAAUAUGUAUCUUACUCAAAAUCAUUCUGUUCUCAGUCCAUCCUCUUCACAUAAAUAUAAGCUUACUUAUCUAUCUGUGUGCACACUUUGCGACAUAUUCGCCGUAUAUAGUCGACCAUUAUAAUUUUACAAUGUUAUUUAAGAGACCAUCGGAUGAAAGCAGUUUCAUCUUUCAUUGGAUAUGUUGAUGGGUCGACUAACAGGGUCCUUCACAUACCACAAUGGAGUCUACAUAUUGUUAGUGAAGGAUAUAAAUAUGUCAGAAAUGAUUCAUUAUGGUUUUCAGAUAUUGACUCAUAUAAUGAAAAUAGUUACAUAACAAGAUCAUAUGAGAUAUAACUGAGGUUGGCAAUGCAUCUGUGGUUCCUCUAGUAUUCCAGAUGAACAUUGUUUCCGUUCUUUGUUUGCCUCCCUUCUGUUAUUAAAAAAAAACUUGAGAGGUGUGUUGGGACACCCG
Molecule: messenger RNA, 1354 nt
Organism: Papilio machaon (common yellow swallowtail)
Lineage: Eukaryota; Metazoa; Arthropoda; Insecta; Lepidoptera; Papilionidae
Gene: Ubc2
Product: ubiquitin-conjugating enzyme E2-24 kDa
Exons: 6
Coding region: 300-875 (191 amino acids)
Biological process (GO): protein polyubiquitination
Cellular component (GO): nucleus
Molecular function (GO): ubiquitin conjugating enzyme activity
Source: RefSeq, a predicted model, not a curated record